UUUAAAUUUUAAUUUGACACUUGACAGUGUUGUGGUUUCUGUACGUCAUUUUUGCUGCUUUAUGCCCUUUAAAUAAAAUAAAAUUAUUGAAGAAACCCAAGUUAUAACAAGGAUACAAAAUGCCACGCGCGGAAGUAGGUACCCCCAAGUACCUUGCAAACAAGAUGAAAGCGAAAGGUCUUCAAAAGUUGCGAUGGUACUGCCAAAUGUGUCAGAAGCAGUGUAGAGAUGAGAAUGGAUUCAAGUGCCAUACAAUGUCCGAGUCUCAUCAACGACAACUCUUGCUGUUUGCGGACAAUUCGAAGAAGUAUAUCGACGAUUUCUCUCGCGAAUUCAAUAGCACCUUCUUAAAUAUAUUAAAACGUCAGUUUGGAACUAAGCGUGUCAGUGCAAAUCGAGUGUAUCAAGAAUACAUCUCGGACCGUAAUCAUCUACAUAUGAAUUCCACUCGAUGGGUAACCCUUACUGGUUACGUUAAAUGGCUGGGACGUAUCGGUAAAUGCAUCGUUGACGAUACCGAGAAGGGAUGGUUUAUUACAUACAUCGAUAGAGAUCCCGAAACGAUAGCUGCAGAAGAGAAAAGAAAUCGUAAAUUAAAAAUGGAUAAGGACGACGAAGAACGUCUUCAGGAUUUUAUUGAAAAGCAAGUGAAACAUGGCCAGAGUAACAGCAUCUCAACCGAAAAACCAGUUUUCACCGAAUUGGUGAAGAAUGAAGAUGAAAAGUUGUCUCUGGAUCUUAAACUUGCCAAAACUCCUUUCAUAUCGUCUACUGUAACACCACUCAAUAAGCUGGUUAAGCGCUCCAUUCUGGAAGAUAAUAGCGACAGUAAAAGUGUGAAACGGGAGAAAAAAGAAACCAAGAAUAAAUCUGCUCUCGACGAUAUCAUGGCGAAAGAAGAACAGAUAAAGGAUAAAGCCAAUCGUAAAGAUUACUGGCUCACCGAAGGUAUCGUCGUGAAAGUUGUAACUAAAUCAUUGGGCGAAACGUACUAUAAGCAAAAGGGCGUUAUAACAGAUGUAAAAAACAAGUACGCUGCCGUUAUUAAGAUGAUCGAUUCGGGUCAUAAACUGAAACUAGAUCAGGAACAUUUGGAAACCGUGAUACCUGCGGUCGGGCGUGCUGUGAAAGUUGUAAAUGGAGCGUACCGAAAUCAAAACGCCACACUUUUGGGAAUCGACGAGAAACGGUUUUGUGCAGAAAUUGAGAUUGCCUCGGGUGUUUUAAAGGGACGUAAAGUUAGCAAUGUUGAGUACGAGGAUAUUUGUAAAUUACAUACCGAUGAUUAGUUUUAAAAAUAAAAUCCACUUUUUGUUACUUUCUGUAUAAGUUUCUUUAGAUGAGUGUCGAAGAGCAUGCGCUUUUAAUAAAUUAAUGCGUGGAAAA
Messenger RNA from Photinus pyralis (common eastern firefly), 1386 nucleotides. RefSeq names its product DNA/RNA-binding protein KIN17 (gene kin17). The transcript has a single exon. The record is from RefSeq and is a predicted model, not a curated record. Bases 120 to 1289 code for a protein of 389 amino acids. Gene Ontology annotation, biological process: DNA replication; DNA damage response. Gene Ontology annotation, cellular component: nucleus. Gene Ontology annotation, molecular function: double-stranded DNA binding. NCBI's taxonomy places the organism in Eukaryota, Metazoa, Arthropoda, Insecta, Coleoptera, Lampyridae.